UGGACCUUUAAACAAAUUGAUUAUCACAGCGACUGUUUAGCAGUAAAACUUGGACAGUAUGGAGUGGGAGUGAAUACGGUGGUUGGAAUAUUAAUGGACAGAUCUUGGCAGUAUGUUGUCUCCGUUUUGGGCAUACUGAAAGCUGGAGCGGCCUACUUGCCUCUCGAGGUAUCUUACCCUCAGCAUCUACUGGAUUCUGUGCUAGAAGAUGCAACACCAGUCGCAGUCUGUACCACAAAAAAACUAGUUGAUCGCUCCCACAAAAUGGAGAAGAGUCGUGUAAUCAACAUGGAUGGGUUUAAAUAUAGUCAAUAUAUCAAAUGGAAUGAUUUUGAUUAUGAUAAGAUGACACCGGCCUCAGUGCCAGUUUCACUGGAUGAUAUGGCCUGCAUUGUCUACUCCUCAGGAACAACUGGCAAGCCAAAGGUCACUCGAUUCACUCACAGAGAUGCCUUAUUCUCUCAUACGUGGAGGCACAGGGCUUAUCCCUAUAAGCAUGAUGACCGAGUAGCAGUUCUCUCUGCAUGGGACAUGCUCGGACCAUUAAUCAAAGGAAUCGGAAUUUACUUGAUACCAGACGAUGGAAUCCAUGAUCCCAAGAUAUUGGUUGAUUACCUCCAUCGGAGGAAAAUAACUCGAGUACUGUUCACUCCGUCAUUGCUGCGAGCUGUAUUGGAACACCAAGACAUUGAUUUGAAAAAAAGCUUAAAUCUGUCAGGCAAAUCUGGUUGCAUGGAGAAGUGGUUACAACAAAACUGCGGGACAAGUUGUGUCACUUGUUGCCAUGGAUACAACUGCUCAACCUCUACAGAAUUUCCGAGUGUCUUGAUGUGGCCAUUGCUGAUAUUUCGCUAUCAGUGGCAACAGGAGAGGCGGGAAAAUAUUGUCCCGUGGGUAAAUUGCUUCCAAAGGUUCAUGCUGUCAUCAUGGAUGAACACCAAAACGUCAAAGCUAUUGGAGAACCUGGAGAGGUGAGAUUUUGCAGUCAAAAACAAGCAGCUUCU
This is a messenger RNA of Nilaparvata lugens (brown planthopper), 1004 nucleotides long. Its product is annotated as tyrocidine synthase 1-like. The record is from RefSeq and is a predicted model, not a curated record. The coding region runs from base 94 to 975 and encodes 293 amino acids. The transcript is spliced from 6 exons. NCBI's taxonomy places the organism in Eukaryota, Metazoa, Arthropoda, Insecta, Hemiptera, Delphacidae.